AAAACCCUGAGACAGAAACAUGACCGCAGGAGAGAGCGGGGUUCAUUCUUGGUCAGACACGUGGCCAACCUGACAGACGGACAAUCGGACAGACAGCGGGACAGCCGAGGAUGAUCUUGUUCCUAACGCUGCUGCUGGCCCUCACGUUGGUCCAGCCAGUGGCUCCAGAGGACUGGUGCUAUGAAUCCCAAGCCAAGAAAAUAUCAUGUACAGAACCAAGCAAGUGGUCUGGGAAUUGCCAGGACAAACAGCAGUCUCCAAUUAACAUCGACACUAAAUCAGUCCUUCGAAAUGACUCCUUGAAGCCUUUCCAGUUCGUCAACUAUGACAAGAAGGAGGCACGGGAUAUUAAAAACAAUGGGCACUCAGUGCAAGUGGACCUUAGUGGCUCAAUCAAGAUCUCUCAAGGUGGCCUGCCGGGGACUUAUAAGGCAGCCGCAUUCCAUCUGCACUGGUCAAACUCUGUGAACCAGGGCUCUGAACACACCAUCGAUGGGAAAUCCUAUGCCAUGGAGAUGCACAUUGUCCAUAUCAAGGACAAAUAUUCUAGUGUGUCAGAAGCACUCAAUGGGGAUGAAAAUAAUGAAAUCGCUGUGCUGGGAUUCCUAAUCAAGGCUUCAUCUGAAAAACAUCCUGGCUUCUCCAAUCUGGUGGAGAACCUGAAGAACAUCCCAUACAAAUCCAAAUUUGCCUCCCUUAAAGAGUUCAGCCUUUCUGACCUCCUCCCCAAAGUCGAUAAGUUGAAACAUUACUACAGAUACCAGGGCUCCCUCACUACUCCUGAUUGCCAAGAGAAGGUCAUCUGGACUGUGUUUCAGGAACCUAUCCAACUCCAUGAAGACCAGAUUUUGGAAUUCUCCAAGCAGCUGUUCUAUAAUAAGGAGAAUGAGGAAAAAAUGCCCAUCAUAGACAACUUCCGGAAAACACAGGCCCUGGGGAAUCGUCAGGUCUACACCUCCGGAGUGGGAAUGGCAUUGUCCCACGCCUGGCCCACGCUCCUGGCCCCUCUGCUCACCUACUUCCUGGCUACCUCCCUCCACUGAGAGACCUUGGACAUCUGACCUUCUGCACUCUGGAUUUUCACUAAGAUACUGUAGAGAUGUGUGUGUGUGUGUGUGUGUGUGUGUGUGUAUAUAUAUAUAUAUAUAUAUUUUUUUUUUUAGAUAAACUUUUCCUUAGCACCCAACUGCUGCCCUUAAGUAGCUCUAUUCUUUGUUUUAAAUGUGAUAUGUCUUAUCUUAAUAACAAUCCUCAUUGCCCAACUCAAACUGGUCCCAGCCUUGCCUUUUUGGAGUGGAUAAUUCUCAGAAUUUCCUAUAACCUCGGUCACUGUGCCUGUUUGAAUUUCUCCUCCUUCUGCUCACAUUGUGAAAGACCAAAGUUAGCCUUUGAACUUCCUCCUACCUGCCCUUUCAGCCUUUCGCUGGCCUGCCUCCACCCUGGAUUGUCUGGUCCAGCUUGCCCAGUUCUAAGCUGGAUGGCAAUCUAGCUGAAGUGUUAGCUGAUAAGACUCUAAGAUACCUACCCCUUCACUGGGAAAUCUCUACUUUAUCAAGGUCUUUGUGACACCGUU
Sarcophilus harrisii (Tasmanian devil) is the source of this 1573-nucleotide messenger RNA. It is a transcript of the gene CA4, whose product is annotated as carbonic anhydrase 4. The transcript has 8 exons. Gene Ontology annotation, cellular component: plasma membrane. The record is from RefSeq and is a predicted model, not a curated record. The coding region runs from base 111 to 1043 and encodes 310 amino acids. Gene Ontology annotation, molecular function: zinc ion binding; carbonate dehydratase activity. NCBI's taxonomy places the organism in Eukaryota, Metazoa, Chordata, Mammalia, Dasyuromorphia, Dasyuridae.